UAUAUAUAAUCUUGAUCUCCUCUGUUUUGUUUAACAAUCAUAAUUACAAAAGGAACAAAAUGGCAAGAAUCAUACUUACAAUUACUACUACUCUGUUUUACUUGUUCUUCUUUUCUUUGUUAUCUCACCAAACCAUGUCCCAACCUCAACAUAUGCACACUGUAUGCAAUCCUUCCGACAACUUCACACAAACCAGUUCUUACGAAUCAAACCGCGCAACCCUAUUCUCCACUCUCCGCGUAUCUUCCUCUUCCGGAACUUAUUAUUCCGAUGCGACGAUUGGUCUUAGCCCCGACACGGUCUAUGGCAUGUUCCUAUGCAGAGGAGACAUCAACACAUCAUCUUGCUCAGACUGUGUCCAAGCCGCAACAAUCCAGAUCGCUACAAACUGUACUCUUAACAAAAGAGCGGUCAUAUACUACCAAGAGUGUAUGGUUCGAUACUCCAACGUCUCCUUCUUCUCUGAAUUAGAAGUCAGACCAAGCAUCGUUCUUUACUCUCUUCGUUCUGCUCCAAACUCAAACCGGUUUAACCAAACACUAUCCGAUAAAUUCGACCAACUGAUUCGCAACGUAUCUCCAUCCUCUUUGAUUCCGUAUUUAGUAGAGGAUCAAGAACGUGUGACUCAGUCAGAAGGUUCAUAUGAUUUAGUGUCAAUGAUUCAGUGUAGUCCUGAUCUUGAUCUAUCAAACUGUACCGUUUGCCUCCUGUUUGCGUUCUCAAGAGUUUCAACUUGUUGCGGCUUACCAAGUGCUGCUCUCAUCUUUACUCCUAAAUGUCUUUUGAGGUAUAGAACCUUUGUGUUGCCAUCACCACCGCCAACUCCGUCGCUGUUGCCUCCUUUAUCUCCAUCGUCUCCGCCUCCUCUACCUCUGCCGCCUCAAUCACCACCACCAUCUCCUACGCAACCGCCGCCACCACUGAACACUUGAAUUUUCUACAAAAACGCUAUUUGGGAGAUUGCUUUUACAAUGGCAGUUUUUUAGGUGUUUGCACUUGUGUAGAUUUGUGAUCAUAAAUAAUGAUGUCUAAUUAAAAAAUUUGCAUUUAAUAUUG
Capsella rubella is the source of this 1056-nucleotide messenger RNA. Its product is annotated as putative cysteine-rich repeat secretory protein 7. The transcript has a single exon. Bases 60 to 932 code for a protein of 290 amino acids. Lineage: Eukaryota; Viridiplantae; Streptophyta; Magnoliopsida; Brassicales; Brassicaceae. The record is from RefSeq and is a predicted model, not a curated record.